AAUGGAAGAAUGGGCCCCAGAGGAUCCAGAGGUCGAGCAGGCCAACAUGGUCCUCCUGGUAUACCUGGAAUAGUGGGUUUACGAGGUCCAGUUGGUGCAGAUGGACCAGAAGGAAAGCCUGGGUUUUUCUGGUUCUGUCGGAAAUCCAGGAGAUAAAGGACCUGAUGGCCUCAGGGGUGUAAUUGGAGAGUUGGGAAAACAAGGGCCUCCAGGCUCACAGGGCCCACCUGGCCGACCAGGCCAAGAUGGCACCCAAGGUCUUCCUGGUGAGAGGGGCUUCACUGGAAAACCCGGCAUGUCAGGUCCACAGGGGCCUGUGGGCAUGUAUGGUUAUCCGGGAACCACAGGCCUUCGUGGACUACCAGGUCACAUAGGAGAGAGGGGUGAACCUGGAAUCCGGGGGCCUGUGGGGCCACCAGGAGCGAGGGGACCACCUGGUUUACCUGGCCCACCUGGUGAGAAGGGCCUAUCUGGACCACCGGGUUGCCAAGGGGAGUUUGGACUUUUUGGCUUCCAAGGAAUGCCUGGACCCGUAGGCCUACCAGGGACUGAGGGAAUGAGAGGAAAGCAAGGCCCCCCAGGGAGCCAGGGCCCUCAGGGGCCUCAGGGAAAACAAGGGCCAGUUGGAUUGCCAGGCUCAACGGGAGCAAGUGGAGUGGUUGGUCAAGCUGGAAAGAAAGGGGAGCAGGGAGUGCCAGGUCCUCCUGGUGAACCUGGUUCUGUUGGAUUGGAUGGAAAACAGGGUCCUCCUGGUCCAGCUGGUUUUGAGGGUCCAUCAGGAGCAAAAGGGGAAUAUGGAUCACUUGGACCCUUUGGAAAGCCUGGCCCAAAUGGACCUCCAGGAGAGCCAGGACCCCGGGGCUCUCCGGGAAUGCAGGGUGAGCCAGGGCCAAGUGGCAAAGAGGGAGGUAUCGGACCUCCAGGUGAUAUUGGAGACCCAGGCCCUGAAGGAAAAAAGGGUGACCCAGGACAUAGAGGUUUCUUUGGGCGACAAGGGCCACCUGGAUUUUUGGGGGAUCGAGGAGAGCGAGGAUUGAAGGGGAACAAAGGCUACAUUGGUGUACAAGGCCAAAAUGGGUUGAUGGGAGAGAUUGGCCCAUCUGGCUUGAUGGGGCUAGAGGGUUUGAUGGGACCUCCGGGACCACCAGGAGCUAAUGGUUCACCAGGUCCAAAGGGAGAAACUGGAUCACCUGGUGUCACUGGCGAUCCAGGAGAUCAAGGCGAUCAGGGAAUGGCUGGGAAGAGAGGUUUAAAGGGGGUUAUGGGGAAGCCAGGACCUCAGGGAGCCUUGGGUCUCAGAGGCCCUGAGGGCUUACUGGGCCCCAAGGGUAUGCCAGGACAUGAGGGACCUAAAGGUGAACCAGGAGGACAAGGACCUCCAGGGCAAAUGGGACCACCGGGUCUCCCUGGGACUAAAGGAUCUUCUGCAUUGCCUGGGACAGAGGGACCUCCAGGAGAAUUGGGUGCACAUGGCCCUAUUGGCCCACCAGGACCACAGGGUCCCAAAGGAAGAGCUGGACCUCAGGGGAGAGAAGGACAGAAAGGCCAGAAGGGAAAUAGUGGUCAAGUAGGAGCUCCUGGGGAAACUGGGCAUGCUGGAAGGAGAGGGAAAAGAGGUAAAGCUGGUCAGAGAGGCCUCAGAGGACCCAGAGGGGAGAAGGGACUGAAGGGAACACUGGGAAUGUCUAGACCUCCAGGUAGACCAGGACCAUAUGGUUUACCAGGCAAUAAAGGCGAGAAAGGAGAGAAUGGUGAAAAAGGCUUUAAGGGAGAGAAGGGGGAAAUAGGGCGACCUGGCCCUCCAGGGGGAGAUGGACUGAAGGGAGAGCAGGGCCUUUAUGGGGAGAAAGGGAGAAAUGGACCUAAGGGAGAGCAGGGGGAUAUUGGACCCACAGGUCAAAGAGGGACCCCAGGUCUACCAGGCAUGCCCGGACUGUUUGGAGAAAAGGGUUUGAAAGGAUAUCCAGGACUUUCUGGUCCAAAAGGAGAGAGAGGACCUCCUGGCUUACCAGGUCUUCCAGGUCCUCCAGGAUUAUCUGUGAACCUAACACUGACUCAGCUAAAAGACCUUGUGUACCUGUCAGACAAGCCCAACUAUCCACUUAUUAGGACCCUGCUGGACUCCCUUCAGCAAGACCUGCGACUCUUCAUAGAUCCACCAGACGGCACUAAGGAGCAUCCGGCAACCACCUGCCUGGAGUUGAUGCUCUGUCAUCCCAACUUUUCUAGUGGAAUGUAUUACAUCGACCCAAAUCAGGGCAGUUCAGCUGAUGCUUUGCUGGUUUAUUGCAACUUCAGUUCAGGUGGACAAACAUGCUUGCCACCCCUGCAGCCGCAGAUACCAAUGAGAUCCUGGCUCAACGACUCCAGGCCAGAUUCAUUUACUUGGUUGAGCUCUAAAGACGGUGGCUUUCAGUUUGAUUACACAGGAACUGGUGUGGUACAGAUGAGAUUCCUUCGACUAAACAGCAAGAUUGCAAAGCAGAACAUCACAUUUUCAUGCCAGCCAAACAGCCACCAAAGUACCAGUGAGAGAGAGAUUAAGUUCCUUGCAGAUUCAAGAAGACAGAGCUUUUCGGGAACAUUACGAGAUUGUAAGCCUACAGGUGCACUGGAUACAGGGACUCUAGAGUUUGUAUUCCAGUUCGAAAGUGAACACCUGGAGCUUUUGCCAAUCAGAGAUGUGGCUUUAUUUGGCCACAUGCCAGAAAAGUUUCAAUUUACAGUAGGACAUGUCUGCUUCAGCUAGACAAACACACUUUUAUUUGAGGACUUGCUGGACUGCUGUGCAGAACUCUUAUGAUUAGCUUUUGGCUGAGAAAAGCAGAGCCAAGAAUUAUAAACAAAAGAAGUAAGGCCAUUCUCCAAGAUCACGACGUUAUCUUUUCUCCUCUCCAUCAGCUGUAGGAAUGGAGAUUCCAAAUGAAGUCUUUAUUUCAUCUUAAGUUUGUAAACUAAGCUGAUUUGUUGUCCAGUGGCAACCGUAAUUUGGUGCACAGCUUCUUAUAAAGAGUUGUUGUAUAUCGUUUACAAUGCGUGUUUUAUGUUAAAUAGCUUUAUUUAUAUGAUGUCAUAAUGUUGGAUGUUACUUAGAAUUCAAUUCACAUUUUAUAAACCACAUAAUUGAAAUAAUUCAAAUCCCUUUAUUCAGGUUUUGUUGCAGCUUGUGACUGAUAGCACUGUGAUGUCUGGCAGCAACAUCUCAUAUUAAUAUACAAUGUGCCUCAAAUUUAGUUAGACUGCUUGAAACAGAGACUAAUAAUAUGAAAUAUUUCCACACUAUAUUUAUAAUAUAAAAGAAUUAAAAAGCAUAGUUUGGUCGGUUGCUGUGGAAACAUUGUCAAUAAUGCAUGUCAUAUAAAUUAUUAAAUGUACAAUAAUGAAUUAUAUUAAUAGUUUUGAAUAAUGCAGUGUCCGUUGUCAUUUGUGCGUGCAAAUUACAAACAUGGUUGAAAAUAACAAAAAACAAUAAAACAAAUGAUGACAUUUUAGCACAUUGUGUAAACAAGCUCAUUACAAACUGUCUUUGGAUCCAAAGAACCAUUGCAGUGUGGUUGCUUUAGUAGACUCCAAAAUUAUUUUCCAGCUCAUUUAUUUCUGCAAGAUUUGAUUAUUUGCAGUACUAGACCAUGUUCCUGCAGGACAGUGCUCCUGUGACUUAGAAAUACAUGCACUUUGGCACCAUAUUGUAGCCCAGUUUCUUACUGAUGAUGUGUACACUGAAACUUAAGUGACAUUUUCAUCGAUGCAUUUCCCUUUAAGUAUGGAAAGAGAAGCAGCUACUUUGUCACUUAUAAAAAUUAAGAACUACAAAAUCAACUUAAACCCUUAAACUGUACUUUUCAAAUGGAAUAUCAGUAAUUAAUUACUGCAAAAAUAGCCACAUUAUCUGGGUGAAGUUCAAUGAUUAUUGAAUUAAAUUGCCCAAAGGCUUAUGUUGAAACUAAGGAGAUGAUUCCAAAAUAGGGAAACUAUCAGCAUUCCAGGUGACUGUGAGAUUAAACUGGUCUGAAACCUUCAAAUCUACGUAUUUGUACAUUGCUCAUUUGUGGGAUUAGACAGUUGUCAAUACCAAGUCAAAGGGAUAGUACAACCCAAAAUGAAAAUUCUGUCAUCGUUUACUCACCCUCCUGCUGCUUCAAACCUGUUUGACUUUCUUCCUUAAAUGGAACACAGAAAGAGAGGUUAGGUGGAAUUACAGUCUCAGUCACCACUUUAUUUGCGUGGAAAAGAAGAUGGAAGUGAAAGUGAAUGGUGACUGAGGCUCUCAGUCCCAAAUAUUCUGUCUAACAAAUGUUUUGUGCUUAACAGAAGAAAGAAAGUUAUAUUAUGGUGAGUAACUGAUGACAGAAUUUUAUUUUUUGGGUGAACUAUCCCUUAAAUGUUAAAAUCUGGCUAAUAAUACACAAUGCAAAUGGCUAAGGAAAGAUGAACCCUUUAGCUAUGAGCUGUUUUGUCAACCACAUGCUUUAGUUUCAGCUAAUCUUUUACUGUAAAUUCUAAACCGUAUUUCUUGACCCAUCCAUCUGGGACUGUAAUAUAUGCCAUUAUUAAUCAGGUGGCUUUUACAGAGCAACCCAUGACUGGAAUAAACUUCCAGCCGAAUUAAAAAAAGAUCUAAAAAGUCAAUGUGCUUUAAAAGUUAAAACUCUGGUUAUUUCCAAUCAAAACAACACAGAACAUAGAAUUUUGUACGUAGCUUUGCUAUAAUACUGUAUUCAGUGAGCAACUUGUGUUUGAUUUUAUUUGUUUUGGAAUUUUAAAUACUUUAUUUGUUUUAGAAUGUUGUGAUGGUAUGCUGUUUUUUUAUGUAUUAGAAUGAAUAGAAUGUUUUUCUUUGAUGAAGUGUAGGGUUUUCUUUUUUAACAUUCAGCCUACCCAGACACCGCAGAUGAAAGUUAGCUACUUUGGCUAAAUCUGGCACAAUUAACAUAAAACAGUGUUUUGUUAAUUAAUGUGUGUUGUCCCUGAUAAACCAAUAAAUA
Messenger RNA from Myxocyprinus asiaticus (Chinese sucker), 4985 nucleotides. RefSeq names its product collagen alpha-1(I) chain-like. Bases 101 to 2749 code for a protein of 882 amino acids. Gene Ontology annotation, molecular function: extracellular matrix structural constituent. The transcript is spliced from 41 exons. The record is from RefSeq and is a predicted model, not a curated record. Lineage: Eukaryota; Metazoa; Chordata; Actinopteri; Cypriniformes; Catostomidae.